GACGGCUCUCCGCGGUCUCUAGGAGCUGUGAGCCGGUGCUCCGCUGUUGCACGAGUCCCGCGCUACCCUGGUGGGUUUUCUGCCGAGCUGGGCUCGGAGGAGCCGAGGAGAGACUGUCUGUCCCGCCUGCCCGGUCCGCACCGCACUUUUCCGCUCCACGGUCUUAGGUAUGGACUUCCUUCAGUAUUUAGCCUUUCUCUUUGUCCUGCUGUCUGGAACAGACACCACAGGCCCUCUGAAGCCCUUGAACCCAAGCCUCAAGAUUUAUAAGAAAAUGUUCGAAGUGAAACGUCGGGAUCAGCUGUCAGCACUGAAGAACCUGGUGCAGCUGAAUGAUGUUCACCAGCAGUACAAGAUCCUUGACAUCAUGCUCAAAGGACUUUUUAAGGUGCUGGAGGAGUCCAGGACAGUGCUCAUUGCUGCUGACGUACUUCCAGAUGGGCCCUUUCCCGAGGACGAGAAGCUGAAGGAUGCUUUCUCCCAUGUGGUGGAGAACACGGCUUUCUUCGGCGAUGUGGUACUGCGUUUUCCCAAGAUUGUGCACCAUUACUUUGACCACAACUCCAACUGGAACCUGCUCAUCCGCUGGGGCAUCAGCUUCUGCAACCAGACAGGCGUCUUUGACCAGGGACCCCACUCACCUAUCCUGAGCCUGAUGGCCCAGGAGCUGGGGAUCAGCGAGAAGGACUCCGAUUUCCAGAACCCAUUUAAAGUAGGCCGUGCAGAGUUCGUGCCCAGCACUGACUCUUUCCAGAAGGCCCUGAGGGAAGAAGAGAAACGCCGGAAGAAAGAGGAGAAGCGGAAGGAGAUCCGGAAAGGGCCGAGGAUCUCGAGAUCCCAGUCUGAGUUGUAGUCCUGGGGCAGCUCAGAGCUCAAGGAACCACCAGGAGGCCGGUCGGGCGGAAGAGGUGAUGGCCACGUGGCUACGGCUGCCCAGAGUCCUGCAGUAUCAUGGAUCGGCGGUGAGGGUGAGCGUCGUCCGCUGCCAGACGGGGACACCACCUUCCCCCGGUCCUCAGGAGCGAAGUUGAGCCCUGACCAAAGAGACUGAGUCUCAGGGGGUCUGGUUUUCCUCCCAGGGCCCCUCAGGAAGGGGCUCUGAAGGGACCUUUAGAAGAUACUGUGCUGCAGACACAACCCUGUGGGGACUCCUAGAGGAGGGAAGCGGUGCUCGCGGCCUGGGCCCCUGCUAGGUGACAGCUGAUGUCCGGCUGGCCACCACGCUUGUGUAAAAGCGGAAGAACCAUACCUUGAAGCCAAGUAACAACACCUGCAACGCCUGUAGCUGAGCUCCCAGCCACAGCUCCCAGCUCUCCACAGAGACACAAUAAAAGCCAGCACACACAUUGGCCUACCAAGGUUGGUGGAGGGGAUCAGGGGCCCUCUGGGAGUUUUGAGACCAGCUUGGAGGAUGUUGUUGCUUCUUCAGGAGGAGCCCCGAGCUGUGAGGGCUAGAGAUGUGAGAAUGUGGUUUCCGCACCAGUGUUGAGGGGGGCCCAGAAGUGUCCUGACUAGACAACCUUGACACAACAUGAUCUCUGCCUUUAGCUAUCUGGGGACAAUCAUCUAUCAGGCACAAGAAACAGUCACCUUGUCCUCUGUAGCAAUGCAACCUGUUGGCCGUAGCUGUAGGGAACCAGCUUCUGGGGCCUGUGCUUUGUAAUGGCAGGGCUGCCCUGAACCAGACUGGUCAGACGGCAAGCUUGUCUCAGGAGGUUUGCAAGCAGAGUGCCAUGGCCACAGGGCAGUGUAGUUACAGGCCUUAAGCCCUGCGUGGGAAGCCUGGUUUCUGUGGACCUCAAUGAGGGUAGAUGCCAUUCAUUCCCAACCCUCCCAAGCAAGAAGGGAGGGGCUUCAGAGGAAUUCAAGCCUUGCCCCUCUGACCUUGCCAAGUCCAGAUCUGCUUCUUAAAGGUGCAGAGAUAGGUCUCACACACCUACACCUACACGCACACAACUCACCUCCUCUCAGUUCCCAGAUAAGACCUGAAUCUUUCUGCCCGUCAGUCUUGCUGACUGACCUUGGCCCCACUUUUCCUUAUCUGUGCUGUGGCUUCAUUGGUAAAAUGAUAUCUAAAUCCUCAGCUGUUCCCUUGAAGCUACUUUCCUCCUUGCCAGGAGGCAGCCAAGGGGAGGAGGGGAGGGCGGCUAGGUCCUAGGAAGGCCUCCUGAAGAGCCCAGAACAUCAUGCAUCCCUUCAAUCAUUCAGGAGAAGUCUUGAGACUGGAAGCAGCUGGGAGGAAGGCCGGAGAAGCUUUCCCAUUAGAACUGCUCGGCAGCCAUCUGAUCUGGGAGUAGGUACCUGCAGCUCCCAGUUUGGGAGUCCAAAUUGUCUGGCCUGAAAGACCUGGCCUCCUUCCCCAGCUCUGUCCCUUUUGGGCUAGGUGGCCCCAGCCACUUCCCAUGAAGACUAUGAGGAUCGAGACACUAGUUGGUGAGCCACUGAAUGAGAUUCACUAACACCUGCCUUGGUACUGGCAGGUGGGGCGGGCACCAGCCCCUAGGUUCUUCCCUGCCCUCUUCAUGCGGGACAGGGGUCGUGGUUGCUGACUGCUGGGAAAGGGCUUCCUCGACCUGAUGGAAGAGCUUUCCAAGAACCAGGCCUGGUUGGCAGUGGACCCCGCUUUCUUGGGGGUGAUGAGGAGAUGAGAAGAUGCCUCAGGCCAGUGCAGAGGCGGUCAGCUUUGGCUAGGGGUCCUGCUGAGACGUCUAGGUGCGCUGACAGCAGGAUGCUUUUCAUUUGAGGCCGGUCUGGAGAAGUGAGAGAAGCAGCCCAGUGUGGUGGGAAGACCCGGGCGGCUUGGGGCUGGCCUAGGCUCCGGCCCUUGAGCCAGGCACACCUCACUUGGAUCCUUGGGCCUCCAAUUUCAGACUGCUCAGACAUUUGGGAGGAAAAGCUCCUGUGGGCAGAAAGUACCUAGAAUUUAAGAGACUACUACAACAAGUGCCUAAUGGGUCUUUGUUCAUCCUACAGAUUUGAGAACCCCACUGUACUUAGGACCCAAGAGCCCAUUGUUGCUUCUUACAUCUGGCCCAUCUGGCCCCUUCUUCCUGGGCCAUUGCCUCUCUACUCUCGGCCUCUUUCCACCCCAGAUGGCCAAGGUUUUCCAUCUGCCAUCUCCAAAGAAACGUAGCCGUUCUGUUUAUCCCUUCUCUCCUGUGAGCUUCCAGUGUUGAUUAUUUUAGCCAUGUACUCUGGAAAUGCACCUUAGUAGUCCUGUGCAAGCUGUGACGGCCCAAGGGAAGGUAGUUGUGAAGGCGUGUGUUUCUCCAGCCUCCUCCUGAAGAUGGGAUUCAACCAUGCAACUGUAGCUCCACUGAUUGGACAUACCCAGCCUGUUUGGGAGUUGUGCUGGUGCUGUCCCUGGCCAUAGAUACCAAGAAGAGCAGCGGGUUCUACUGGCCAGCCCAGUAACCAUUGCCUAGGAAUGCCCACGAUGGCGACUGAAUUGUAUUGUAUAAGCAGUAUUGGCAUUGUGGUCUUGGACAUUGUUGCUUUC
Perognathus longimembris pacificus (Pacific pocket mouse) is the source of this 3499-nucleotide messenger RNA. It is a transcript of the gene Ccdc134, whose product is annotated as coiled-coil domain containing 134. The transcript has 7 exons. Bases 170 to 853 code for a protein of 227 amino acids. NCBI's taxonomy places the organism in Eukaryota, Metazoa, Chordata, Mammalia, Rodentia, Heteromyidae. The record is from RefSeq and is a predicted model, not a curated record.